AUGAGCCCGACCACAGCACUCCUCUUGCCCCUUUUCGUCGCCCUUUGCGCCGCACAGGAUACGCUGCCCUCGUCGACGACGACGACCACCACCCCGUCGCCGGCCGACGGAGACGGCCAGCCGCUGUCCUACGGAGCCGAGCCGUCCUAUGCGCCUCCCCAGUACGGGCCCCCGCCGCCGUUCUUCGGCCCCAUCUACGUGCCGCCGAACUAUGACCUGAACUACUGCUCGGUGCACGCGUCGUUCCCGAUGGUCGGCCUCGGACGCCGCAACCACCGCGGAUCCCGGGAACAUCACGGACGCUACAAGCGCCAGGCGUACGGUGCCCCAGCCGCCGCCCCGCCCGCCUAUGGCCAGCCCGCCCCGGUGUACGGUAGCCCGGUGAUCGUCACUGGAGCCGCCCCUGCUGGUCCCAUCUCCAACUCCUUCUUCUCCCCCAACGGACAUCACCACCAUCACCACCAGCACGGCGGCUUCCCCCACCACCAUCAGCAUCACGGCGGAUACCCGGGCCACUUCCACGGCCGUCGCCGCUACUACGAGCGCCACUCGUGCCGUUUCACCGCGACCUUCUCGCAGGCCACGUGCCAGUCGUGCUGCCGCAUCGCCUCCCGCAACGCCAACACGGCCGCCACCGAGAUCACCGGCGCGCUGUUUGUCUUCGACCCCGAGACCAAGGGAGAUACGAUGCCGAAGCCCGAGACCCAGUGCGUCUGCUGCGCCCCGAAGAAGAACUAU
Mesorhabditis spiculigera is the source of this 738-nucleotide messenger RNA. NCBI's taxonomy places the organism in Eukaryota, Metazoa, Nematoda, Chromadorea, Rhabditida, Rhabditidae. The record is from the annotation of a GenBank genome assembly.